This is a messenger RNA of Leucoraja erinaceus (little skate), 3542 nucleotides long. It is a transcript of the gene meiob, whose product is annotated as meiosis specific with OB-fold. Lineage: Eukaryota; Metazoa; Chordata; Chondrichthyes; Rajiformes; Rajidae. The coding region runs from base 1146 to 2789 and encodes 547 amino acids. The record is from RefSeq and is a predicted model, not a curated record. Gene Ontology annotation, biological process: resolution of meiotic recombination intermediates. Gene Ontology annotation, molecular function: single-stranded DNA binding; single-stranded DNA 3'-5' DNA exonuclease activity. The transcript is spliced from 14 exons.
GGAGCGGCCUCCAACAGGAGAAGACUGGGGACUCUGGUGCCGACGACUCACCGUCACCGUCGCGGAGCUGGCCGAGUCUGGAGCGGGUGGAGCGGUGGUGGAGCGCUGCUGCUGCUGCGGCCCGACCUCCGGAGAUUCGGAGGCUGCAACUGCGGGUCUGGCAGACGGCGGCACCGGGAGCCCGCGGGUCCCUGGAGGGAGACCGCUUUUCAGGGCUCUCGCAACGGCGACUUCUCCCGCCCGAGUUGCGGGGUUGAAGAGCUCCUGGAGCGGGGCCUACAGCACCGCCCCGCGCGGCUUGGAAUGGCCGCGGGACUCUGCGAGCGCACGCCGGGGGCUCUAACACCAAGACCCGGUGUGCGACCUUGCACCACCCGGCGUGGCUUUAAUGGCCGCAGGACAAUCGCCAUCGCCAGCCGGGGGCUUUGACUUUGACUCUGACAUCGGGGGGGGGGGGGGGAAAGAGUGCAGUGGAGAGACAAGUUUUUUGGCCUUCUAUCACAGCGAUGUGAUGGAUGUUUAUGUAAAUUAUGUUGUGUCUUGGGUCUAUUUGUUUGUAAUGUAUGGCUGCAGAAACGGCAUUUCGUUUGGACCUCAAGGGGUCCAAAUGACAAUUAAAUUGAAUCUUGAAUCUUGAAUCUUGAGAGUCUAGGACUAGAGGUCAUACUCAGAGUUAACGGACAUUCUUUUUCGUUUGUCUCUUCAUUGAAGACAAUGACAAUAAAUUAAAUCAAAUCAAAUUAGGAAGGAGAUGAGAAGAAAUUUCAUUUGACAGAGGGUGACGAAUCUGUGGAAUUCUUUGCCGCAGAAGGCUUUUGAGGCUGUGUCAAAUGAUAUUUUUAAGGCAGAGAUAGAUUCUUGAUCAGUACGUCUGUCAGGGGUUAUGGGGAGAAGGCAGGAGAAUGGGGUUAGGAGGGAGAGAUAGAUCAGCCACGAUUGAAUGGCGGAUAGACUUGAAGGGCCGAAUGGCAUAAUUCUGCUCCUAUCUGCAUGACCUUAUGAGCCUGUGAUGGACUGGGUUGUGUUCACCACUCUCUGCAGGUUCAGACAGUGAAGAGGAGAGCAGUUGCCACACCAGGCUGAGAUGCUUCUUGCCAAAAUGCUCUCCACAUCACAGUAUAUUUCCUAUUUCCUUCGCUCCAUAGAUGCUGCUGCACCCGCUGAGGUUUUUUUCCAGCUUUAAUGUGUACCUUCGAUUUUCCAGCAUCUGCAGUUCCUCCUUAAACACAGUAUAUUUUGUAUUAUUCUGUGGUGUUUCGGUCACGUGCUCCAGGGCGCUGACGUCACUGCAUAGCAACGGCCGCCAUUACCGCCGCGUCUCUGACAGACCCACAGAGCAGUCACAGACAAAGAAGACAAUGGAUUUUGGUUCCUUUGCCCAGAACUUGGUUCCCAUCUCCGAUCUUCAUCCAAAUUCAUCACGCCCUAGUGUAGCUGGAAUCGUGAUUGGAAAAAUUGAUCCAAAAGGAUUUCCCGACCGAAAGAACAUUGGAACAGAAAGAUAUACUUUCACUUUCACAAUUCGAGAUGAUACAGUUUACUUCAUCAAUGUAGCUUCCUGGGGGAGAGAAGAAUAUGUGAGAAGUCUAUCUAACAGCUUCAGAAUUGGGGAUUGUGUUGUGAUUGAGAAUCCAUUAGUGCAGACCAAAGAUGCAGAGAAGGAAGAAAGAUUCAGCCCGUCUACUUCAAGUUGCUAUAAGCUUUUGGUCAGUGAGAACUUCUCAACGGUCAAGUUAUGCCAUGAUCCGGAGGUUGAAGCUAGGCUUCUCUCCUUGCUGCAUUUGCCAGUGAAAAACCACCAGGACUACUACUCACUUGGAGAUAUUGCCCACAAUGGGCAGAGCCUAAAUGGAUCCCUUAUCAAUAUUCUGGCAUCAGUCAAAUCGAUAGGGGAGCAGAAGCAUUUUACUACAGCUGACAAAAGAAAAGGUCAACGAUGUGAAGUAAAACUGUUCGAUGAAACUGUACCUUCAUUCUUAAUGAACUGCUGGGAUAAUGAAUCUAUACAGCUUGCACAGACAUGGGUACCCAGGGAAACAGUAUUGUUCAUAGCCGAUGCUCGAGUCAAUUACGAUAAUUAUCGCAACUGCAUGACUGCUGCAGUGGUUGCUAAAAGCAUUAUUACAACAAAUCCUGACACAAGAGAGGCCAAUCUGUUGUUUAAUUUUGCCAAAGAUCAUGCAGGAAAUGAUGAUGAAGAUCCUGAACAAAUUGAUGAGUUGAUAAACUUGCAUUCCAUUGUGGAUGUAUUCACUGUUCAGCAGUUCAAAAACAAAGCAAUAGACCACUGUGGCAAAUCUGAGUCUAUUUAUGGAAUCAUGUAUGCUUACAUUACAAUGUUUAACAUUGAUUCUGACAAUUCAAAGAUAAUAAAAUCCAGAUGUGGUAGGUGCAGAAUGUUGGUCGAUAUUGGUUCAGACGUAUGCACAAAUCCUUCUUGUUCAUUCGGCGCAAUGAGCUCUUCAAAUAUCAUUACCAAUUUUGAUUUCUGGGUGGAUGUGUCCGACCAUACAGGCACUCUUCCGUCUUGUAACUUAGUAGGAAACACAGCUGAAAAAACUCUUGGCUACACAAUUGAAGAGUUUUGCAGUUUAACAGAAGAACAGAAAACAUUGUUAAAAUGGAACUUUCUUUUGGAGAGAUGUAAAAUCUAUCUAAAGUUGGUUCCGUCAAGUAACGCAAGAAAUGGAAUAAGAACAAGUUUUCUAUCCUGCCAAAUAGCUGAUCCUGAAGAGGCUAGUCAGACUUUGUCCAGCAUAUCAAUUUCUUCCAGCAGCUGUUUAUUAUAGAGAUGAACCCCAGAUCAAAUACUUACUUCCAAGCAAAACUGGUAGACAAAAUCUUAACCAAAAAUUCAGCUGCCAGUUUAUAUUAAUAUUUAGGUGUAAAUGUUUACUGUUUUGAUUAUGAUGCAUUAUUAAAUUUCAAAAAAGUGUGCAGAAGUUUGUCAAAUCAGUUGACUGUUCAUGCAUGGCAAGAGAAUGACAUUGAGUUAGGGUAGAACAUUUUAUUUUAGAUACUGAAACUUAUGGUUAUAUUUUCUAAGUUUGCUCUUUUGCAAAAGGCCCUCGACACAUUGGCUCAGGGUUAAAUGUUUACAGUUAACCCAGAGAUCUCUUUGUUGGUCCUUCUUCAAUUAUCUAACUCAUCUGCACUUUUCUUGCUCAUAUAUCUUCUUAAUUGAAUAUAUAUUAUAAAAUACCGGUCGUAAUUUGUCAUUAUUAACACAAAAUUUCACACUUUUUCAGUAGAGCAGUUAGAAAUAAUCUUUUUUUUAAAGUUAUGUGAAAGAUGACAGUUAUUUUAAAACAUGUGUGAUAAUUAAACUCUUGUGACAUCACAAUAAUUGCUUGUCAUCUUAAAGAACUGCAUGGAAUUUGUCGGUUUAUAUUUAAGCAGUCAGUGAUGAUAUAAUAUAAAGUAGGUGGAAUUUUCCCAUGCUAAAUUUGCCUGUUUGUCAUCCCAUUUUAAUAGCAUCAUUUAUAUGGGUAUGAAUACUUUUUGAGACAUGUUUAAGUAAAGUUACUUGCUUCAAACGUUUG